AUGGUCCUGUCAAUAACACUAAGCGCAAAGAUCAUGCACACCCACACCGAUAUCCCCUCCGAGGGUGGCAACGCUCUGGACGCCAUCAGGCAACAGACCAGCAAGAUCGAAGACUUUCUCGAUUCUGCUGCCGAGCCAGUGAAGCCGUACAUGCCUGCAAUCGGCCGGUUUCUCAUUGUCGUGACGUUCCUCGAGGAUGCGCUGCGCAUAAUAACACAAUGGAGCGACCAGAUUCUGUACCUGCACGACUAUCGCCACAUUCCCAACGGGCUCACCCAUCUCUUCCUAAUCGCCAAUGUUCUCGCAAUGGUCGCUUGCUCCGUACUCGUCAUCGCCCGCCGUCACUCCGAAUAUGCCGUCGCCGGUCUCAUCGGUGUUGUCGUGACCCAGGCUCUCGGCUACGGCCUGAUCUUCGACCUCAACUUCUUCCUGCGCAACCUGUCUGUCAUGGGCGGUCUCCUGAUGGUCCUGUCAGACUCGUGGGUCCGAAAGACCAAGGCCUUCGCCGGCCUGCCCCAGAUCGAGGAGAAGGACCGCAAGAUGUACUUCCAGUUCGCUGGUCGUGUGCUUCUCAUCUUCCUCUUUGUCGGCUUCGUGUUCAGUGGACAGUGGUCCAUCUGGAGGGUACUCGUCUCCGUCAUCGGCCUGGUCGCGUGCGUCAUGGUUGUGGUUGGAUUCAAGGCGAAGUGGAGCGCCACGCUGCUGGUUUUCAUCCUGAGUGUCUUCAACGUCUUGGUGAACAACUUCUGGACUCUUCACGAGCACCACCCCCACAAGGACUUUGCCAAGUACGACUUCUUCCAGAUCCUCUCCAUUGUCGGCGGUCUCCUGCUCCUGGUCAACAGUGGACCAGGCCAGUUCAGCAUUGAUGAGAAGAAGAAGGUGUACUAG
This is a messenger RNA of Diaporthe citri, 891 nucleotides long. RefSeq lists its product as uncharacterized. The transcript has 5 exons. Gene Ontology annotation, biological process: Golgi organization. Gene Ontology annotation, cellular component: membrane; endoplasmic reticulum-Golgi intermediate compartment; endoplasmic reticulum. The record is from RefSeq and is a predicted model, not a curated record. Bases 1 to 891 code for a protein of 296 amino acids. Lineage: Eukaryota; Fungi; Ascomycota; Sordariomycetes; Diaporthales; Diaporthaceae.